Molecule: messenger RNA, 1968 nt
Organism: Melitaea cinxia (Glanville fritillary)
Lineage: Eukaryota; Metazoa; Arthropoda; Insecta; Lepidoptera; Nymphalidae
Product: mucin-2-like
Exons: 2
Coding region: 1-1968 (655 amino acids)
Source: RefSeq, a predicted model, not a curated record
AUGUGGAAUCUUAACCAAUACUCUUCAUCAACAAUAGACCCUCCUCACGAGAGCAGCACAAGUUUUAUAUCUCCUGCUACAACGAGUCCAACAAGUUGUGUAACAUCACAUAUGUUUACCGUCGAAGCUGGAGGAACGUUUGAUAUCCAGUUAUAUGUAGAACCAAUCAUAACGACUGAUUUAGUUACAAUUUUUCUACUUGAAAAUAGUGACACAGGACACGUGACUCAUGUUACCUGGCAAUUUAUGCUGAGUAACCAAGAAAGAGGUUGGGUUUCCAGAAGGGUUACAUUAACAGCAAACGGAGUUGUUUAUGUUAAUCUAUUGGGAGGUCAGUCUGAAAAUGCAAUUAUUUUAAUUGACUUCAUCCGAUACAUGGCUCCAAAUUAUAACGACGAAUCGUGUCCUAUAUACAGAGAAGAAAGUUCCGGGACUACAACUACACCUUAUACCACAGAUACACCGACCACUACAGAUGCACCAACUACUACAGAUGCACCCACUACUACAGAUGCACCCACUACUACAGAUACACCAACUACUACAGAUGCACCCACUACUACAGAUGCACCCACUACUACAGACGCACCCACUACUACAGAUGCAGCUACCACUACAGACACACCUACCACUACAGACGCACCCACUACUACAGAUACACCGACUACUACAGAUACACCCACUACUACAGAUGCACCAACUACUACAGAUGCACCCACUACUACAGAUGCACCCACUACUACAGACGCACCCACUACUACAGAUGCAGCUACCACUACAGACACACCUACCACUACAGACGCACCCACUACUACAGAUACACCGACUACUACAGAUACACCCACUACUACAGAUGCACCCACUACUACAGACGCACCCACUACUACAGAUGCAGCUACCACUACAGACACACCUACCACUACAGACGCACCCACUACUACAGAUACACCGACUACUACAGAUACACCCACUACUACAGAUGCACCAACUACUACAGAUGCACCCACUACUACAGAUGCACCCACUACUACAGACGCACCCACUACUACAGACGCACCCACUACUACAGAUGCAGCUACCACUACAGACACACCUACCACUACAGACGCACCAACUACUACAGAUACACCCACUACUACAGAUGCACCAACCACUACAGAUACACCCACAACUACAGAUACACCAACCACUACAGAUACACCUACUACUACAGACGCACCUACCACUACAGAUGCACCCACUACUACAGAUGCACCGACCACUACAGAUGCACCUACCACUACAGAUGCACCUACCACUACAGAUGCACCCACUACUACAGAUACACCCACUACUACAGAUACACCCACUACUACAGAUGCACCCACUACUACAGAUGCACCCACUACUACAGAUGCACCCACUACUACAGAUACACCCACUACUACAGAUGCACCAACUACAUCAGAUGCACCAACUACUACAGAUACACCCACUACUACAGAUACACCCACUACUACAGAUGCACCAACUACUACAGAUACACCCACUACUACAGAUACACCCACUACUACAGAUGCACCAACUACUACAGAUACACCCACUACUACAGAUACACUAACCAGUACAGAUACACUUACCACUACAGACACAUCCACUACUACAGAUACACCUACUACUACAGAUUCGCCUACUACUACAGAUGUACCUACUACUACAGAUACACCUUCUACUACAGAAACAACAGAUUUACCUACAACACCUUCCUUCGAAUCAGAAAAUUCGUUUUGGAAUGUGUGGACUAUAACAAUGGUUGUGGCAUUGUCACUUAUAAUGUUAUGUUUAUUAUCUUUAUGUUUCUACCAACUAGGCAAAAGAAGAGGAAGUGAGGUUGUUCCUAUAAUAUUGAAUGAUUACGAUGAUCUGCCUAAGCCUAUAAUUAUGCCUAGAGUAACUAGAGUGUUUAAUAAUCGAAAACUUCCAGUAUAA